Aspergillus affinis is the source of this 1836-nucleotide messenger RNA. RefSeq names its product Sodium/hydrogen exchanger. Gene Ontology annotation, molecular function: antiporter activity. NCBI's taxonomy places the organism in Eukaryota, Fungi, Ascomycota, Eurotiomycetes, Eurotiales, Aspergillaceae. The record is from RefSeq and is a predicted model, not a curated record. Bases 1 to 1836 code for a protein of 611 amino acids. The transcript has 2 exons. Gene Ontology annotation, biological process: proton transmembrane transport. Gene Ontology annotation, cellular component: membrane.
AUGGCCAGCGAUCAACCCGAAGCGGCCUUUGCGUAUCAUGAGCCUGCCAUUGCGAUAGUACUCAACUUGGCCGGUUUUCUGCUGGUCUUGAACAUCGUCAAUGUCUGUCUGGAUAAACUUCUGUACUGCGGCCUCAUCGGUCAGCUGUUUAUCGGCAUUCUCUGGGGCACCCCCGGCGCGAAAUGGCUCGAUCGGGGGAUGGAAACAGCUGUUCAGCAGCUCGGAUACCUGGGUCUGAUCAUGCUAGUAUAUGAAGGUAUGUGGUUUGCGUAUGCGACCGUGGAGGACUUCACUCACGCGUAUCUCCUUCUAGGCGGUCUCUCGACCUCAAUCAAAUCUCUGAAAGCCAAUCUCCUUCUGUCGCUUUCUGUAGCGCUCACGGGGAUUGCGGUUCCGAUGGGCUUGUCCUUCAUUCUCAUGGAACUCGUCUCCGCGACCCCUUUGCAGGCCUUUGCGGCUGGUGCGGCCCUCAGCGCGACGAGUCUCGGAACCACGUUCACCAUUUUGUCCACCACCAACUUGAUCACGACCCGUUUAGGCGUGGUGACCACCAGCGCGGCGAUGAUUGACGACGUGGUCGGUCUAAUUAUGGUUCAGAUUAUCAGUAACCUGGGUGGAUCGGAGGCCUCUUUCAGCGCGGUCACGGUCAUCCGGCCGAUCUUUGUGUCUAUCGGGUUCGCGGUUGGGCUUUUCCUGGCGUGUAGACUCUGUCUUCAGCCUGUGUUGAGGAAAUUGGUGGGCUUGAAAGAUAGAAUGCCAGAGGUAAUGAGUACCGCGCAGUUUGCCUUCGUCACUCAUACCUGUGUGCUUGUCGGUUUGGUUGCUGGCGCGACGUAUGCGGGUACUUCGAGUCUGUUUGCUGCGUAUAUUGCCGGGGUGAUUGUGUCGUGGUUUGACGGUAUUGUGGCCGACUCGAAGGAGCAAGCAGAACCACCUCAACAAAGUGUCGUGAACAAGUCUUCAAACACUCAGGAUACCUCUGAUAAUGGUAGACAACCGAAUCGAGAGCGAACCUCAUCCAGUUCUCCUGCCGAACACCCGCCGACAGCAGGGCGCGAUGAAAUUCCCACGGGUGUGGUAGUCUAUGAACGAUACUACAAGGAACCCGUGAACCGAGUAUUCAUUCCUCUUUUCUUCGCAUCCAUCGGAUUCGCCAUCCCGAUCACUGAAAUGUUCCAAGGAAGCGUCAUAUGGCGAGGCAUUGUCUAUGCCCUUCUCAUGGCCAUCGGCAAGCUCGUCACCGGAUUGUGGCUCGUUCGGGUCUCCCUAAGCCCGGUAUCCAGUCUGAUGCGCACUGCCACGAAACCCUUUUCGUAUGCGCGUCUCGUCUGCUUCAAUGCACAGAAAAAGUCCGCACCUAGGCAGAAACAACCCCCGGGGUCCGAAAUCCCGAUGAAAACCAGGACAUCCCAGCCCGAAGUGUCGGAAGAAACCAGCGACAGUGCAUUCCCGAGCACAAAUCCAACGUCACGGGCUGAUCGAUCUCCGCAACCCGAGCCAUCAGCGUCAGAUCAUCCGGCUCCUUCCGCCACCAACCGCAUCUCUUUGCCGCCUAAGCCCAAGUCCCUGUACCCGCCAUCGAUCCUUGGCCUUGCUAUGGUUGCUCGCGGAGAGAUCGGAUACCUGAUUGCCUCGUUGGCGGAAGCGCAGGGAAUAUUCUCCGAUGGAACAUCGACCGGAACGACGGAGAGUUACCUGGUCAUUGUCUGGGCUAUCACGUUGUGCACGCUUAUUGGACCGAUCUGCGUGGGGACUCUAGUGCGACGGGUGAAGACGCUGCAGCAGAACAGGGUCAACGCUGGGGGUAUGGAUCCUUUGGGUGUUUGGGGUAUCUAG